ACUACCGAAGGCGUGGCGGUCGGGUGGGAAUAUGAACACCGAGGGGCUCAACUGUCAGUUGGAGUUGGAAGGAGCUGCAGGAGAAGUAAACACACGAGCAGAGCUCACUCCUGCCCCACGAUCCCCGAUCCCUGCCGAACAACUGAAAUCAGCCCAGUGCGUGGCAUCCGCAGCGAAACAGCGUGACAUAACAACAACAGCAACAAAAAAAAUGUCCCAGCAGGCAGUGAACGGGGUCUCCCACCGGGGCAAGGUGCUAACUUUGGACAACAUGAACCCCAAUGUGAGACGGGUCGAGUAUGCGGUCCGGGGCCCCAUAGUCCAGCGAGCGAUGCAGAUAGAGAAGGAGCUGAAAGAGGGAGUCAAGAAACCUUUCACAGAGGUCAUCAAGGCGAACAUAGGAGACGCCCAUGCCAUGGGUCAGAAACCAAUCACAUUUCUCAGACAGGUCUUGGCUCUGUGUUCUUACCCUGAACUUCUGGAAGACAACAAGUUUCCUGAGGAUGCCAGGAAAAGAGCGCGGCGUAUCCUCGAGGCCUGUGGCGGCCACAGCAUAGGGGCCUACAGUGCCAGCCAGGGGAUCGAGUGCAUCCGUCAGGAUGUGGCACGCUACAUAGAGAGGAGGGAUGGUGGAAUCCCCUCCAACCCUGACAACAUCUACCUCUCCACCGGGGCCAGUGAUGCCAUCGUGACCAUGCUGAAGUUGCUGGUGUGCGGUGAGGGUCGUGACCGUACAGGAGUGAUGAUCUCCAUCCCUCAGUACCCUCUGUACUCGGCCGCCUUGGCCGACCUGGGUGCCGUGCAGAUCAGUUACUACCUGGAUGAGGACAAGUGUUGGAGUCUGGAUGUCACAGAGCUCAGGAGAGCCCUCAACGCAGCCAGGCAGCACUGCAAUCCUCGUGUCCUCUGCAUCAUCAACCCUGGAAACCCCACUGGUCAAGUCCAGAGCAGGCAGUGCAUUGAAGAUGUGAUCCGAUUUGCUAAAGAGGAGCAUCUCUUCCUCAUGGCUGAUGAGGUCUACCAGGAUAAUGUGUAUGCAGAGGGCUGUAAGUUUCACUCCUUUAAGAAGGUGUUGUUUGAGAUGGGACCAGAGUACUCCAGCACAGUGGAGAUGGCUUCCUUCCACUCCACCUCCAAAUGCUACAUGGGAGAGUGUGGAUUCCGUGGAGGCUACAUGGAGGUGAUCAACAUGGACCCUGAGGUCAAGGCCCAACUCACCAAACUGGUGUCGGUGCGCCUCUGUCCCCCCGUUCCCGGACAGGCUCUCCUGGACCUGGUGGUCAACCCCCCGCAGCCUGAUGAGCCCUCCUACACCACAUUUAUAAAGGAGCGGACGGCGGUGUUAGCAGCUUUGGCGGAGAAGGCUAGACUAACAGAGCAGAUCUUCAACACAGUACCUGGUAUCACUUGUAAUCCGGUCCAGGGAGCCAUGUACACCUUCCCCCGCAUCACACUACCUCAAAAGGCCAUCGACAAGGCCAAGGAGGAAGGCCAGGUCCCAGACAUGUUCUACUGCAUGAGGCUGCUGGAGGAGGAAGGAAUCUGUCUGGUGCCAGGUAGUGGUUUUGGGCAGAAAGAGGGAACCUUCCACUUCAGGAUGACCAUCUUGCCACCCACCGAGAAGCUGAAGGUUGUGCUGCAGAAGAUCCGAGAGUUCCACCUGCGGUUCACCCAAGAGUUUUCGUAACGAUCCUCCGGGCCUGAACAGCAACUCAAGAACCAACUCAUCCGGUGCCAGUAUCUUCCAAGUGCCUUUGUGCAAAUGAGGUAGCAGUCUUAGCUUCAACUCCUGCAAUACCCACAUCUCACUAAGGCCAGAUUUUUAAAGACGUUUUCACUGUUCUGUAUCAGUGG
Toxotes jaculatrix (banded archerfish) is the source of this 1854-nucleotide messenger RNA. Its product is annotated as alanine aminotransferase 2-like. The transcript has 12 exons. Gene Ontology annotation, biological process: biosynthetic process. Gene Ontology annotation, molecular function: pyridoxal phosphate binding; L-alanine:2-oxoglutarate transaminase activity. The record is from RefSeq and is a predicted model, not a curated record. Lineage: Eukaryota; Metazoa; Chordata; Actinopteri; Toxotidae. Bases 32 to 1687 code for a protein of 551 amino acids.